Messenger RNA from Arachis stenosperma, 2042 nucleotides. RefSeq lists its product as uncharacterized. The record is from RefSeq and is a predicted model, not a curated record. Lineage: Eukaryota; Viridiplantae; Streptophyta; Magnoliopsida; Fabales; Fabaceae. The transcript has a single exon. The coding region runs from base 157 to 1539 and encodes 460 amino acids.
AUGAACUUGAACUUGUAGUGGAUGCUUAACUAGCUAAACCAGUGGGGGUAUCACCAUUCACCACCAGAAUAACCACCACUGCCAGAUCGGAAAAAAUUAGGGUUUGAGAGAGAGAGAGAGAGAGAGAGAGAGAGAGAGAGAGAGAGAGAGAGAGCAAUGGAUCAAUCGUUCCUGGUGAUGCUAUCGAACCUCCUCCACCUCCACAACUCCCUGGACCCCACAACCUCCCUCCUCUCCGACACACUCUCCUCCGCCACAACAGCCGCUGCCGCCUCCUCCUCCUCUCCUUCAUCCCCAACCUCCCUCCUCUACUCCUCCUCCAUCGCCCCCCUCCUCUUCUUCACCAUCGCCUCCGUCCUCUCCUACGUCGCCUCCACCCGCCCCUCCUCCUCUGCCGCCACCACCACGUCCUCCCCCUCUCCCCCCUCCUCCACCACCUCCACCUCCUCCCCGAACCACCCCAACUACUCCGUCUCCGCCUUCCGCGCCCUCUCAACAGAACACAUCUGGUCCCUUGAGGCCCCACUCCGCGACGCACAGUGGCGAUCCCUGUACGGACUCUCCUACCCUGUCUUCACAACCGUCGUUGAUAAGCUCAAACCUCACAUCGCACUCUCCAACCUCUCUCUCCCUUCAGAUUACGCCGUCGCCAUGGUUCUCUCCAGACUCUCCCACGGCCUAACCGCCAAAACCGUCGCCUCUCGCUACUCCCUCGACCCUUUCCUCGUUUCCAAGAUCACCAACAUGGUCACGCGCCUCCUUGCCACAAGGCUCUACCCUGAAUUCAUCAAGAUCCCUGUCGGCCGCCGCCGCCUCCUCGAAACCACCCAGGCCUUCGAGGAGCUCACGUCGCUGCCCAAUAUGUGCGGCGCAAUAGAUGCUACUCCGGUCAAGCUUCGCCACAAUCGUCGCCGCGCCAAUAGGGUUCCUCAGUCCUACCGCUGCCGCCAUGGAUUUAACUCCGUGCUUCUACAGGUUGUUGCAGAUCACAAGAGGAUAUUUUGGGACGUUUGUGUUAAGGCACCGGGUGGCACUGACGACGCCACUCACUUUAGGGAUAGUUUGCUUUACAGUAGGCUUACCUCCGGUGACAUUGUUUGGGACAAGGUGAUCAAUGUGAGGGGUCACCAUGUGAGGCCUUACUUUGUUGGGGACUGGUGUUUCCCUUUGUUGCCGUUUCUUUUGACGCCGUUUUCGCCGAAUGGAAUGGGGACGGCUGCGCAGAACCUGUUCGAUGGAAUGCUUAUGAAGGGGAGGUCUGCAGUGGGAGAGGCAAUUGGGCUGCUGAAAGGGAGGUGGAGGAUCUUGCAGGAUUUGAAUGUCGGGGUUUAUCAUGCUCCGCAGACUAUCGUGGCCUGCUGCGUGCUGCAUAACCUGUGCCAGAUUGCGAGGGAGCCGGAACCAGAACUGUGGAAGGAGCCGGAUGAGAAUGGACCGCAGCCAAGGGUGAUGGACAGUGAGAAGUCCUUGUACUUCUUUGGGGAGAGCUUGAGGCAAGCUCUUGCUGAUGAUUUGCACCAAAAGCUUUCAUCAAGAUAAUUUUCUUUGAAUUGACAAGAUGGUGAUUGGAUGAAUGAAUGAAUGAGGUGAUUGAUUGUGGCGAAAGUUAUUCCUCCUUUUUCAUAUUGUUCAUCGAGUAUUAUGUGUGUUGUUGUCUUUAGUUUUUGUUUGAAAAAUUUAUGAGCUUUGUGGUUAGUAUUAAGCAGUAGAAGUAGAAUAGAAGAUUUGUGGAUAUAUGAAUGUGAGUAUGUCAAUCCCUCCCAACUGUAAUGGCUCCCAUCCUAUGAUAGGGAUGUGGAGGAGUAGUAGUAUUACUAUUUACUAACAAUGAGUCUAAAUGAAUGAGGUGUUUCCAGACUAAGCUUUUACUGUAAUAGCAAACCUUGAUAAUACCCUCAACAUUUGGUUGUAAACAAUGAUCGCAUCAGUUCGAUUCUGCAACAGAUGAGUAGGCUAAGUUUUGCAGUUGAAUUUGUUAGCAUUAACAAACAGCUUGAAGGGAUAUAUUCUUUCUAUUAUAUUAUCUUGAUUGUUAGCUUCAA